Oreochromis aureus is the source of this 2345-nucleotide messenger RNA. Its product is annotated as NACHT, LRR and PYD domains-containing protein 12-like. The coding region runs from base 83 to 1750 and encodes 555 amino acids. The record is from RefSeq and is a predicted model, not a curated record. Lineage: Eukaryota; Metazoa; Chordata; Actinopteri; Cichliformes; Cichlidae. Gene Ontology annotation, molecular function: protein binding. The transcript has 5 exons.
GUACUUCAGGAAGAGAUUCAGAGAUGAGAAGCAGGCCAGCAGGAUCCUUUCCCACGUCAAGACAUCACGAAGCCUCCACAUCAUGUGUCACAUCCCAGUCUUCUGCUGGAUCACUGCUACAGUUUUGGAAAAUGUGCUAAAAACCAGAGAGGGACGUCUGCCCAAGAACCUGACUGAGAUGUACAUCCACUUCCUGGUGGUUCAGGCCAAAGUGAAGAAGCUCAAAUUUGAUGGAGGAGCCCAAAUAGAUUCACACUGGAGUCCAGAGAGCAGGAUUAUGAUUCAGUCUCUGGGAAAAUUGGCUUUUGAUCAUCUGCAGAAAGGAAACUUGAUCUUCUAUGAAUCAGACCUGACAGAGUGUGGCAUCGAUAUCAGUGCAGCCACAGUGUUUGCAGGAGUGUUCACACAGAUCUUUAAAGAGGAGAGAGGACUGUACCAGGACAAGGUGUUCUGCUUCAUCCAUCUGAGUGUUCAGGAGUUUCUGGCUGCUCUUCAUGUCCAUCUGACCUUCAUCAACUCUGGAGUCAAUCUGCUGGAAGAACAACAAACAACCUCUCAGAAGUCUAGAAAUACAGAAUAUUCAGCGACUCACUUCUACCAGAGUGCUGUGGACAAGGCCUUACAGAGUCCAAAUGGGCACCUGGACCUGUUCCUCCGCUUCCUCCUGGGUUUUUCACUGCAGACCAGUCAGACUCUCCUACAGGGUUUGCAGACACAGACAGGAAAUAGUUCACAGACCAAUCAGGAAACAGUCCAGUACAUCAAGAAGAAGCUCAGUGAGAAUCAGUCUGGAGAGAAAAGCAUCAAUCUGUUCCACUGUCUGAAUGAACUGAAUGAUCGUUCUCUAGUGGAGGAGGUCCAGCGAUACAUGUGCUCAGGAAGUUUCUCCAUACGUAAUCUUUCCCCUGCUCAGUGGUCAGCUCUGGUCUUAAUCUUAGUCUCAUCAAAAAAAGAUGUAGAAAUGGUUGACCGGAAGAAAUUCUCUUCAGAUGACGCUCUUCUGGAGCUGCUGCCAGAGGUCAAUGCCUCUAAUAAAUCUCUACUGAGUCUCUGUAACCUGUCAGAGACAAACUGUGAAGCUCUGUCCUCAGUUCUCAGCUCCCAGACCUCCAGUCUCAGAGAGCUGGGCCAGAGUAACAGCAACCUGCAGGAUUCAGGAGAGGAGCCUCUGUCUGAUGGACUGAAGAGUCCACACUGUAAAACUCUCAGAGUGAUGGGCUGUAACCUCUCAGACAGAAGCUGUGAAGCUUUGUCCUCGGUUCUUAGUUCUAAGUCCUCUAGUUUGGGAGAGCUGGACCUGAGUAACUGCAACCUGUCGGAUUCAGGAAUGAAGCUUCUUUGUGAUGGACUAAAGAGUCCAAACUGUAAACUGAAUACUCUUAGGCUGAGUCACUGCAGCCUCUCAGAGAGAGAUUGUGAAGCUCUGUCCUCAGUUCUCAGCUCCCAGUCCUGCAGUCUGAAAGAGCUGGACCUGAGUAACUCUGACCUGAACGACUCAGGAGUGAAGCUUCUGUCUGUUGGAUUAAAGAGUGCAAACUUUAAACUGGAAACUCUCAGUCUGUCAGGUUGUCUGAUCAAGCAGGAAGGCUUUACUUCUCUGGCCUCAGCUCUGAGCGCCAACCCCUCCCAUCUGAGAGAGCUGGACCUGAGCUACAAUCAUCCAGGUGCCUCAGGAAUGAAGCUGCUGUCGGCUGGACUGAAGGAUUCACGGUGGAGACCGGACACUCUCAGGUAUGGAGGGAAUGUCUGAUAGAGGAGGAAGACCUGGAAACAUUUCCUGUAUCCUUCGCUGACUUCCUGUUUGUUUCAUACACGUCACAUGAAAUGAUCCAUAAAGGAUUGAAAUGUAGGAGGUGUUUAGGGAGACCUUCACCAGGAACAUUUUUUUUACAUGUCUCAGUAUAUUUAACAGUGCAGAUUAAGGAAAUAUUUAUCCUAGAACAAAACAACCACUGGAACCAGGGGGAACUGUUGGCCUAGCUUUAUCAAAAGAAUAAAAUCCUUACUCUAUUUUUAGAGAUGUGGUAGAAACUGAAAACUACAAGGAGAUGUUCUCUGUAGACUUAAAGAAAAGCAGCCCUGCAGAAAGGGAUGUAUGUGUUUAUAGUGCUUUUCAUGGACAAAGGUCACAAUGUGAUUUUAAAAGCCAAUACACAAUAUACAUUAAUGGAACUGGAAACUGUCCAAUGUCUUGACACAAAGUGAAUCAUCCAGGUAAGUAAAUCCCCCAAAUUUGAUUAUACUGAUGAAUGGCCAAAGUCUCCAAAGACCCAGGCCCAGACCUCUACAUUGGAGAGACCAAACAGCCACUUCACAAGCGCAUGGCACAACAUAGAAGAGCCACC